UGGGGAUAUUUAUCUAGUGACUUUUAAUUGGGUUGGUACCGUUGCCAUCAGCUGUUUUCUUGCAAGUGUCUUUGGUAAAAAAAGUGUCGCCGAGUAUUCUAAAUAAAAUGCGGAGAAAAUUGUGCCGGAAAACCACGCCGAUGUAACAAAAAUAGAGUAAAGAAGUAUAAAAAGUGAUUUAAAGUAAUUUUUUAAAAAUGGAACUCUCGCAUAGUUUAACAUUAAAUGAGGAGGCUUUGGCCCAAAUUCCACCUGCAAAAAGACCUGUGUUUAUAUUCGAAUGGCUACGAUUUUUAGAUAAAGUUCUUGUUGCUGCCCAAAAGAAUGAUAUAAAAGGGUGUCAAAAAAAAUUGGUGGAGCAAUUAAUGAAUCAUCUCCAAGAAUCUCCUGGUCCACCAACUCGUAAAUUAAUAGCAAGAAGUCUUGCUACAUUAUUCUCAGUAGGAGAUACAUUUUUAUUAUUCGAUACGGUUAAUAAGUGUAAUGAUAUUUUAAAAAAUAAGGAUGAUUCUCCAAGUUUCUUGCCAACAAAAUUAGCUGCAAUAUGUUGUGUGGGAACGAUGUACGAGAAAUUGGGUCGAAUGAUGGGACGCUCGUACGAAGAAACGGUUCAAAUUUUAAUAAGAUCAUUAAAAAGUGCCGAAUCACAAACGCGAAUUGAAAUCAUGUUAACUUUGGAAAAAGUUUGCGCUGGAAUGGGGUCGGCUAUAUCAAACUCGCAUAAAGAAAUUUAUAAAGCGGCGAGAACUUGUCUGAUCGAUAGAGUUAUGGCUGUGCGUUGCGCCGCGACGAGAUGUCUUCUCGAAAUGUUAAAUCACGCCCCGUUUCUUUACACCACCGAACUAGAAAGUUUAGCAACGCUUUGUUUUCGAUCAUUUGAUGGAUCUAAUUAUGAAGUUCGUUGCUCUGGAGCUAAACUUUUAGGCGCACUUAUCGCAAUGACACAACAAAAUCAAAAAGCGAACCAAACAUCUCAAUUACAAUUAAAAGGAUUGAAAUUAGUUUCAUUGGAGGAAGCCUUAGGUAUUUUAAUGUCCGGAUUCCUACGUGGCGGCGUUGGUUUUCUCAAAGGAACCGGCGAAAUAAUUAAAGGAAGUUCCGGCGUUAAUCGUGAAGUCCGAGUUGGAGUAACCCACGCUUACGUGACAUUCGUUGCGAUAUUAGGGAGCGUUUGGUUAGAACGCAACAUGAAAUCACUUUUAAACCACGUCCUGUAUCUAGUUGCUAACCCAAAAGUGGGGUCGUCUCACGUUGACGCCGUUUAUUCGCGGAAAUGUAUCAAUUUCAUACUGAGAAGUGUUUUGGGCAAGAUGUUGGGCGAGAAAGCGCAAACUUUAGCUUGUAAAGAGAUUGCCCAAAUUGUGGUCAAAGAAAUGACCACCAUCGAUUUUAACCCGGAAAAUGCUAAGGAUUUGAAUCAAGAAACUUUAUUUAGUCAACAUUUACUUGUUUGUGCUUUACAAGAAAUUGGGAGUUUAAUUUUGAGUUUAGGAACUACAGCUCAUGAUCUUAUUACUGAUCAAUCAUUAAAAUUAGUUGAUGGUGUCGUUGGGGUUUUAACCCAUCCAUGUCAAGCAGCGAGAUUAGCAGCUGCUUGGUGUUUACGAUGUAUCUGCGUAGCCGUUCCGAGUCAAAACACACCAUUAAUUGAUCGAUUUGUUAAUGGAAUUGAAGAUUUAAGAACUUCGCCCGAAGCAAUAGCAGGUUACAGCGGUGCUUUAGCAGCAGUUCUAGGUGGUAUUCGUUUAUCACCAUUAGGUGUUCCUCAUACAAAAGGAAAAGUAAUUUUUAAUACUGCCGAAGAACUUCUACGAAGCGCGAGUCAAAAUAGCCGAUUAUCGUUGAAUCGUACUCAAGCUGGGUGGCUUUUAAUUGGGGCGAUUAUGACACUGGGAGUUCCGGUUGUAAGAGGUUUAUUACCGCGAAUGUUAUUGCUAUGGCGAAAUUCAUUUCCGCGAUCCAACAAAGAGCUAGAUUCGGAAAAAGCACGCGGAGAUGCUUUUACUUGGCAAGUAACUUUAGAAGGACGAGCUGGAGCUUUGUCAGCUAUGCAUUCGUUUUUAUAUAAUUGCCCAGAAUUAGUUACUGAAGAUAUUAUUAGAAGAUUAUUGACUCCGAUUGAAUCAGCUUUAGCGAUGUUAACAAAUAUUUCAGUUGUUUUAAAAAAUUAUGGUCAACCGUUAAAAGCCCCAUCCGCUAUGGUUAGAUUAAGAUUAUACGAAACUUUAAUGUUACUUCCGCCGCAAUCAUUUGAAGGUUCUUACACUCAUUUAUUAAGAAUGUUGGUCGCUGAAUUUACUUUGACCGAAAAUCAAGCGAAUACAACGACUUCCCAAUUGAGGACGAUGUGCCAUGCUGAUGACUCAGUAAUUUUGGGAACUUGGUUGCAAGAAACUGAUCACAGGACGAUUGAGGAUCAGAUGGAACCUAAUAGAAGAGCUGACGGCGAACAUCUCCAACCAAAUAGCGCAGCCGGAUCUGGGGCUUUAGAACACGAUCCUUGUUGUCUUUAUCGAGUUUUACUACCCGGAGAAUUAUCCCCCGGUCCGCUUCCACUUGGCGUAGCUGUAAUCGACGCUUCCGUUUUACUAUUCGGUCAAAUCUUUCCAAGAGUUGCCAAUAAACACCGCCUGCAAAUGCUUGAUCAUUUCUCCGAAUGCAUAAAACACGCAAAAAGUUCGCGACAGGAAGCUGUCCAAAUGAACGUUUUCACCGCGUUGUUGAGUGGUUUAAAAGGCCUAACCGAGGCUAAAAUGAGUUUUGGUCAAGAAGAUGUGAAAAAAGCCGCCGCUAAUUUAAUAAUAGGCGCUUUAACGUCGAGCAAUCCAAUUUUACGUUGUGCAUCCGGUGAAGCGGUUGGAAGGAUGGCCCAAGUUGUUUCCGAUCCACGAUUUACAGCAGAACUUGCUCAAACAAGUUUCGAUCGGCUAAAAUCCGCCAGAGAUGUCGCUAGUAGAACCGGACAUUCUUUAGCUUUGGGUUGUUUACAUCGUUACGUCGGUGGAAUGGGUUCUAGUCAACAUUUAAAUACAAGCGUUUCGAUUUUAUUAGCUUUAGCUCAAGAUCAAACAUCUCCUGUCGUUCAAGUUUGGUCAUUACAUGCUUUGGCUUUAAUAGCAGACUCUGGAGGUCCUAUGUUUAGAGGAUAUGUUGAGCCGAGUUUAUCGUUAGCUUUAAAAUUGUUACUAAAUGUUCCUCAAUCCUAUAUUGAUGUUCAUCAAUGCAUAGGAAAAGUGUUGUCUGCUUUAAUAACUACAAUCGGACCGGAAUUACAAGGAAAUACUACAACGAUUUCUAUGGCUCGAUCUUCAUUCCUUUGUGCUUGCGCAAUCAUGCAAGAUCAUCAAGACGCUUUGGUACAAGCGGAGGCAACUGGGUGUUUACAACAAUUACAUUUAUUUGCUCCAAAACACGUUAAUUUAUCUUCAUUAGUUCCUAUGUUAUGUAGAACUUUGUCAAGUAAUCAUUUAUUGUUAAGAAAAGCGGCGAUUUCUUGUUUGAGGCAAUUAGCUCAACGAGAAGCUAAAGAAGUUUGUGAACAUGCAAUGACAUUAGCAAGUGAAAGUAGGGAUACGAAUACCGUUGAAGGUUUAUUGAUUACUGAAACCGGAUUACCUGGUGUUUUAUUUAGCAUGUUAGACACAGAAACCGAUGCAAGUUUAAUUAAAGAUAUUCACGAUACAUUAACAAGCAUGUUACAAAUGUUAGCGGCAGAUAAUUUAUCGCAAUGGUUGGAUUUAUGUAAAGAUGUUUUGACUGUUGCAACUGAUACGAAUAAUCCAGAAGAUCAAGUUAGCGUUGCCGUAGAUGUUGAAGAUGCAGAAGUUGAAAGUGAUGAUCAAGAAGAAUUCCAUGCCGAAGACGAAAGUUCACAUCCGGCGGUGCAACCGCGGUGGCCAACACGAGUUUUUGCUGCAGAAUGUGUGAGAAGAAUUAUAGUAGCUUGUGAAACAAAUAAAAAUGGUCAUUUUGAUCUUGCUCAAGCGAAAGAAUUACAAACAGCGAAAGGAAAGGGUGAUUAUUUAGUUUUACACCUUUCCGAUUUAAUACGAAUGGCAUUUAUCGCUGCAACGAGCGAUUCAGAUCCUUUAAGACUCGAAGGAUUAAAAACAUUACAAGAAGUCAUUGAAAAAUUCGCUAAAGUUCCCGAACCAGAAUUUCCGGGCCAUUUACUCCUCGAACAAUUUCAAGCGCAGGUUGGGGCCGCGUUACGUCCAGCUUUUUCACCCGAAACAUCAUCUCACGUUACAGCGGCCGCUUGUGAGGUUUGUUCAACAUGGAUUGGGUCAAGUGUGGCGAGAGAUUUAAAUGAUUUAAGACGCGUCCAUCAACUUUUAGUAUCAUCAUUAGCAAAGCUGUUAGUUAAGACAAAUACUAUGCAAUUAUAUAACGAAAGUUUAGCUACACUUGAAAAAUUAGCCAUAUUAAAAGCUUGGGCAGAAGUUUAUAUUGUAGCUAUGAACGAAAAUGGUUCUGAUCCAUCAUCAUUAGAUUUAGAUGUCCAUUCCUCGAGUACUUUUGAUGAUGAAUUUGGGGAUUUUGCAUAUCGUGGUGAAAGUUUAUUGACUCUAGUUCAACCUGAAUUGAUAAGUUUAGCUCAACAUUGGUUGGCGGCGUUAAGGGAUCACGCGUUACUUUCGUUACCAGCGGAAUUUGCCAGUCAAUUACCUCACGAUGGGGGAGCAUUUUAUACAAACGACACAAUGGAAUCAUCAAGACCACAUUACGUAUCAUCUUGGCCGCCAAUUUUACACGCUGCGGCUCUUUGGAUAAAUUCUGGGUUUAAAAAUGGAAGUUCCGAUAAUGAUAACGCAAAUAAUUUAAAUAAUAACCAAAAUUCAAGUGAGAAGUUUCAUUUACUUUUUGGAAUUUGUAUGGAAGCUUUGUGUAGUCCAAGAUCGACUGAGCCUUUGGAAAGUAUUGUAACUUGUUUGAGAGCUCUUUAUACUUUGUUAGAUUCUACGUGGGCAAGGGAAUUAUUAACGAUAAAUAAAUCGUUAGGGAUUGAAUUAUGUAAUGUUUUACAUAGAUUAAUUCUUACGAGAGAUAAUAAUACGGCUCAGUUGAUGUGUAUGAAAGUUUUGAAACAAAUUAUAAAAGCCGCUCAAGAACAUAUCGAUGGUAUUAAAAAGAAGAAACUUCGCGAAAUCGCUCCGGUUAAUCAAGAACCUAGCAGUACUUUAGAAAUUGAUUUAUUAGGUGAAGGAGGUGAUACGGGAGAAAUAACACCAGGAAAUUCCUUAGUUUUUGCUGUUUUAGAAGUUUGUCUUUGUUUAAUCGUUAGACAUAUUCCUACAUUAAGCCCGAUGCCAAAUUGUACAAUGAUGACAUCUCUUCGUAUUUCUCAAUCGCACGAAGAAUCGAGCAAAUUAGUUUCAACGUCCGUUGCAAGCAUGGAGUGCUUACAUAAAUUGUGUUCUCCAAAAGGUGCCAUAGCAAUACUACCCACCAUUUUAUACCUUACCACCGGAAUUAUUAAAGAAAUGGCCACUAAAGAUAUUAACGAACCCACAGUUCUCGCUUACAAUCCAGCCGUUCAAUCCGCGUUACAUUGUUUACAAGUUUUAUGUACCGAUCGUUAUUGUUGCGAUGAAUACGUCGGGGAAGAAUGGCAAAAACUGUUACAGAGCGCUUUAGCUAAAAUCAUCGAUUUAGCUAAAACUGGAAGUGACGAGAUGAAACUAGACGAAGUCACUAUGAUGUUUGCUAUAGCCGUUUUUGUUUUAAAUUCGCCAUCCAAAGUUGUUUCAGCACCAAACUUGCAAUAUCCUUGUAUUAAUCAUUUUCGACAAUGUUUACAAAGUUCUAAUUCAACGAUUCGUUUAAAAUGUGUUCAAACACUCCGAUCAAUUUUUUCGCAUAACGACAAAGGUAUAUCAACGGCUUACAUUCAAGCUUUAGUUCCCCGACUUGUCGAAUAUUUAUAUUCGGAUGCCGCAAGAACCAUAACGACAGACGGCGAACUGUCGGUUACUUUAGAAACAAUCGUUACCGUUGAAUCACUUAUUGGAUUGGCUGAACCGCAAAAUCGGGAUAUUUUACAAGGGAUACAAAUGUUAAUGUUGCUUAUUCCGAUUUUAAUAAACUUCCUUUUGGAAGGACAAGCGUUAAGAUCGGCUAGUAAACAUUCGAAAAUGCUACACGAAUCUAGUUUGCAAUGGUUGAUGAAAAUAGGACCAAAAUAUCCCCAAGAGUUCAAAAAAUUAAUGAACCAAUCAAGUGAGUUGAAGUUGAAAUUAGAAAACGCAAUUCGUUUCAGCCAACAACACACAAUGAAAAAGAAGCAAGAAACGAACUCUGCUCAACAGACUGUGAGUCAAGCUCCGACGAUUAAACUUAAAACUGAUUUUAGUAACUUCUCCUAAACGUACUUCCGUUAAUAAUUUUUUUAUUCUAAUUCGAAACGCAUUUAUUUUGUAUAUACCUAAAAUAUUUAAGUAUUAUAAGUUGAUAAGUUCGAAUAUAUUUUGUAUAGUUAAUACUUAAAUUCACACCUCUAUGCAGAGCAAUAAUUAAUAAUUCUUAAAUUUUUGCUUUAUUUUGUAUUUGGCAUGAUUAUUAAUAUUUGUCAUGUAGAUGAAUGUUUAGUAUUGAAUUAGUAUUGUGUAUAUAGUGGUAAAUGUAAUUUUUAGAAAUCAAUUAUUUCUCUGUACCUAAUUAAUAUUCAUAUUUUUUAUUUAUCAGAUAUAAGUUGUUUGUAAAUAAAAAAAUAGACGUUAUCCUGUAUUAUUAAUAACUCACAAUGAUGUGUUUUAAUUUACCUUUCUAUUCAAAAAGAAAGCUUAUAAAAAAUGAUUCAAACAGUUUAAGAAUAUUUAGAAGAUAAUACAUGUAAUAUAUCGAUAAAAAAAUAAAAUACGGUUUUAUUGUG
Onthophagus taurus is the source of this 6871-nucleotide messenger RNA. Its product is annotated as HEAT repeat-containing protein 5B. NCBI's taxonomy places the organism in Eukaryota, Metazoa, Arthropoda, Insecta, Coleoptera, Scarabaeidae. The record is from RefSeq and is a predicted model, not a curated record. Gene Ontology annotation, cellular component: endocytic vesicle; membrane; Golgi apparatus. Gene Ontology annotation, biological process: endocytosis; intracellular protein localization; retrograde transport, endosome to Golgi.